UGUGUUACGUAAACAGUGGGCACAGUUCCGGGUUUUUCGGUUCUCUUCAGCCUUCAAGUCGAGCUUGCCUCUCCCUCCGGUAAACCGGCCACCUUCUGGUGUGUUCGCUCCCCUGGUUUCUUUUUUUUUUUUUUUUUUUUUUUUUCGUGGAGCAAUUCUUGUGCCAACGGUUUACCCCAAACGAACCAGCAGCCCUUCUGUCAGCAGUUUCCGGUGGGUGUUUGUGACUCUGGGAGCGGCGAACAGGAAGACAGACGCAGAGAGACGUCUGAGCCGAGAGAGAGAGAGGAAACCGCUGCGGCUUCUUCGUCGGCCUCAGAAUGACUGAGUUCUGGGUUUGUUUCAGCUGCUGCAUUGCAGAGCAGCCGCAACCAAAGCGGCGGCGGCGAAUCGACCGCUCCAUGAUCGGGGAGCCAACAAACUUUGUUCACACCACACAUGUAGGCUCAGGGGAUAUGGGCCUCGGACUGGGAUCGGUCGAUCUUGUUCAGGCCCAGAUGAAAUCGAAAGGAGGCUACACACACGGCGGCUCGGAGGGCUCUCAGUUGUAGCGAGCUCUUCAGACUAGUGAAAACUACUGUUGUUUUAAGGAAGAAUUAUCAAAACAAAGAAAAAGCAGUUCUGUCUGUAACGGACCCAGGACCAAAAGAUGAAACUACUGCUUUUCUAAGAUGUUGUACAUAUUUUUAUUUUCCAUUCUUUUUUUUCUUUUUUUUAUUAACGCACUGCUAUCCAUUUGUUGCCAUAUUGUUGCACUGUAAAGAGCAAAUGUUAAGGGUAGAUUAAGGUGUUUAGAGAGCUCAUAAUGUCAGUCAGACGUAUGCUUGUGUGUAUGCAUGAGGAAGAAAAAAAAACAUUGUCAGAAAUAUUUGCUGUUGUAGCCCACUGGAUGCCUGUAAUUUAUUAAUUUGAUUUGUAAACGGACCUCACGGUGGCUGGGCCACGCUGGAUAUGUGGGACAUUCAGUUUCCUUCUUUAUUGUCAGAGGUUUAUCAAAGGACGGGUUAAAAGUCAGCGACAUGGAAAUGUAGAGAUUUUCCCUCUGAGAAUCGCUCUCGCUUCUCCGAGUCGCUUUCAGGGUUGAAGGUUGCUGUAUUUUAUAAUAAACUUGAAAACGAGUGGAUACACUGGACCAUACACUUUACACCCACACCUGCUUAGGAACUUCUCCUUAUUUUCAGCCUUUUUUAUUAUUUUUUUUUUUUGUCCUUCAGAUUCAAACAUAGAAUUUUAAUAAACUAUAAACUUCCUAAUUUGCCUUUUUGAAGUCAUGUUUAUGUUUUGUGUUAGAAGCGCACUGCUGCAACAACCAAGCUUCUAGUGUUUUAUAGAAACAAAGUCAUAUUUUUUUAAAUGCAUUCUUUGUUUCAAGUUUUGUGCACCAACUGUAGGCAAAUAACUAAACUUGGACGAAACAGAUCACAAGUGCAGACUCCUCCUCUGGGGUGGGUUGGAUUUGUUGUCGUUGACAGACUUCAUGUAAGGUUAUUCAUCUGGUUAAUUGUAACUGAUUGUAUCUUUCACCAGCACACCAAUAAAUCUGUUAUCUGACAGGUAAAUGUUUUUUUUUUUUGUUGUUGUUGUUUUUUAAACUUGGACAGAGUUUUGUCCCCUGAAGGUCUUGGAACGUCUUAUGUAAACUCAGCUCCCAUGUCUUAAAGUUUCUCCGCGUUUGUCUCCAGUUGUUUUUAGUUUCUCAUUUAAGGUCUCACGUGUUGUUAUAAUACAUAAUAAAGUAUUGUUCUCUUUAAGCACACAUUAUUUCCCAAUGCUGUAGUUUUCCUUCUUCUCCAAAGGGUUUGCCUUUCCCACAAGCACACAAACUUUCCUCUGAAGGGGGAACGUAAACAAAUGCAGCUAUUGUCUGACUCUGCUGGCUGUUCAGUGAUCAGGGUGGAUUUAAUGUCUUUUCUCUGUAAGAUUUUUUUUAUUUUUGUUCCCGCUCGGAUGGAUCUUUGCUUUUGUUCUAACUUCCAUAUCAGGAAUUAUUGAUAAAUAUUAAUCAGAGAUUUAAGAAGAAAAAAAAAGAAGCAAUCAGUCUUUAAUUUCACAAUAAACAUUGUCACUGUUUGUGUACCUUAUGAUUGACUUUAUCCACAACAUGUAUUGAAUGUAUUAGGUGCAGCAUGCUAAAAGAUCAUGGUACAAAACAAGUCAAAUUUUCACAUUGGUACCAGCCCGUAGAAGAUGCAGUGUACUCGUAAAUCCAUUAUCAGCCUUAAUACUCCUGUUUUGGACUUUAAUUUCUUCUGACCGAUUUAAUGAAAUUAAGUCGAGUCGGGUUCCUUUUUUUGACACAUCAGUCUUUUUUCUUUUUUAUCGUCUUUGUUGUGAAUCUCUGUAAAACAGACUUUAAUGUGAUAGAUUUUUAUCCCCAAAGUCUAAAAGAUGUAGUAGUUAAACUGGCAUUGCAGUACAUUUGUGUGACCAGCAGGCUGUGCUAGUGGACUGCUUGAAUGUGACAAAAAAAAAAAAA
Fundulus heteroclitus (mummichog) is the source of this 2476-nucleotide messenger RNA. It is a transcript of the gene cdc42se2, whose product is annotated as CDC42 small effector 2. The transcript has 5 exons. The coding region runs from base 321 to 551 and encodes 76 amino acids. The record is from RefSeq and is a predicted model, not a curated record. Gene Ontology annotation, cellular component: plasma membrane. Lineage: Eukaryota; Metazoa; Chordata; Actinopteri; Cyprinodontiformes; Fundulidae. Gene Ontology annotation, molecular function: small GTPase binding. Gene Ontology annotation, biological process: regulation of Rho protein signal transduction.